Molecule: messenger RNA, 973 nt
Organism: Menidia menidia (Atlantic silverside)
Lineage: Eukaryota; Metazoa; Chordata; Actinopteri; Atheriniformes; Atherinopsidae
Source: the annotation of a GenBank genome assembly
GAGAACCUCGGAAAUCACAAAGUCCACCGUUUUAACGGGCCUGAAACAUAAGGAUUUUUAUACUAACUAACUGCACCAGCUAUCAUUAUAGAACACCGAUAAAUUAUUUAUUUUGUGAAAGCUUCGAAUUUUUCAAAACCUCGGAUCAUUUGUUGAAUCGAUUGUCCCACUGGCGAUAUCAUUUUCUCGUUUUUUAUCUGAGAGAGACCAAAAUCUCCGAGUAUGUUUUGUCUGCAAAUCUAACACAACAUCCGUUUUCUGUGCUGCUUCUUCCGAUUAGCUGGCUAACACGAAGCUCUCAUGUUGUAGCUCGUUUGCCCUUAGAUAACUGAUCUUACAGUGCUUUGUAGUAAAAAAAAAAAACACAAAUAUGGCAGAAGCAAUUCAAAAGAAAUUGAAAGCAGAAGUGGAGAAGUACGCACAGAUGCAGAAAGAUGUUAGCAAGAGCAUGUCAGCCAGACAGAAGCUGGAGACGCAGCUGACAGAAAACAACAUCGUCAAAGAGGAGCUCGACAUGCUGGACAGCUCCAACAUGGUUUAUAAGCUUAUAGGUCCUGUGUUGGUGAAGCAAGACGUGGAUGAGGCUAAAGCCACAGUGGCGAAAAGACUGGAGUAUAUCAACGGGGAAAUUCAGAGGUAUGAAUCCCUCCUGAAAGAGAUGGAGAAGAAAUCCGAAAAGCACAGAGAGGUCCUUUCCAGUUUACAGCAGGAGUUCCAGAAAGCUCAGGGACUGGCUCGCUGAAAACUGAACAUGCCGCCUGAUUCUCCCCACACACACACACACACACCAAACACCACACACCACACACAUGCUUGCACACAAUAGAGGCAGAUGAAAAGAUGUGACGGAAAAAUGAUGAGGAAAAAUCUGGUUGUAUCUCACCUUUAUUGUCCAGUGUUCAUAUGUGACUUCUUUCUUGUUAUUAAUAAACAUGUUUUUCAUGAAUGCUAGUCUUUAUUUUGCCCUUAUUGU